GGACAUUGAGGCAGGCUAGCAGCAGCCGGCUGACUCAACCUUCAGUUUUCACUCUCAGCGCUCCGCCGCCGUCCAAACGGAUCAAUCCGACCGCGCGGGGACGGGGCUCUCUUUGACUGAGACAUGGACACCAGCGGACAGCAUCUCGCGGUGUAGCCAGGCGGAUCCGUCAGAGAACCAUGGAGCCGGAUGUGAUCCGCAUGUACUCGUCCUCCCCGCCCCCGAUGGAGGACGGCGCGGACGAGGACGACAACGAGUUCGGGGACUUCGGCACCUUCUCCAGCGUCCCAAACAGCGUCAGCUUCACCGAAUUCGACACCCCGACCACUUUCAACCAGUCCCGAGCUCUCGGCGCCACUUCCCCGCCCGAAGUCCUCCACAGCAGAGGAGAGACGAGAUUCAGUCACGCUUCCUCCAACGGCACAGCGACGACUGUUCCAGACUAAUGGCGUUGUGCGGCAGAUCGCCUGAGCAGCGCCCCCCCAGACAGAAAUGCCAUGAAAAAGGUCGGGUCGCCGGCGUGCGUCACCGCCGGCGGCUCGGAGGUGCUAACUAACGGGUUUGCGACCUUCGAUGUUCAGGGCAGCCCCCCCUCGCAUAAUUCUGUCCCCUCCCACGUAAAAGGAAUGUCCACCGAGGACACGGGCGUCACCCCCGAGGACGACUUUGCUGACUUUGCUGCUUUUUCCAACGCAGCGGGACACCUCAGCCCGGCGGGCGGCGAGCACUACGACACAGAGCGGCAGGGAGCGACGUCAGAGGACAAUGUCAGGGACAAUGUCUCACAAACGGACAAUGUCAAAGACGAUGUCAGAAACGCACACAGAACUGGAGUCAACUCCUCCGGCCGUGACUCCUUAUCUGAUCACGCUGAGGCCCCCGGCGGCUCGUGCAACACGGACCGGGGCCCCGAGGACGCGGACCGGGGCCAUGAGGACGCGGACUGGGGCCCUGAGGACGCCAGCCUGGGCCUUGAGGAUGCGGACCGGGGCCCUGAGAACGUGGACCGGAACCAUGAGGAUGCGGACCGGGGCCCCCAGGACGCGGACCGGAACCAUGAGGACGCAAGCCGGGGUCCUGAGGACGCGGACCGGGUUCCUCCCGCGGAUGCCGGGUCUCCACCAGGGGACGCCUCGGAGGCGGUUUGCACUCACAGACCCCGCUCUCUGGACGUUGUCGACGGGGACGACCCCAAAGACCCAGCGGGCCGCAGCGAGGGCGACCUCUCGCCGGACUGCGAGGCGGGAGAGUCGGACGGGAAGUGCUCUGGCAACGAGACGGAGACAGAAACGGAGACGUCGCUGGGCCGGCCGCUGUCGACGGACGCUCUGGAGGAGUUUGGCGACAUGAGCACCACGGGCUCGGUUCCGUCUCCGCCCCUCCAAGGCGAGACCCCCACGCCGGCUGACCACAGCCAGCUGGCGGAGGACGAGGACGACUUUGGGGACUUCGGGGACUCCGGUCAGGGCUUCGAGCAGCCUUUGGACUUGGACCGGCCGGAUGUGCGGAGUGGGUCGAACAGCCCCGCCGCUGCUCAGGAAACAAACGACGAAGACGACUUCGGCGACUUCAACUCGCCCAGAUUUCACGCCGGCGAGGAGGACGCAGAGGACGGAGGCCAGUUCGCCGACUUCCCCGUCAGCGACAGUUUCGGGAAUUUCAACUCGGUGGCCGACGGCGCAGACGGGGAGGCGGCCGCAGGGUGGAGCGCCUUCGGGGAGCAGCAGCACCCACAGGUGGAGGAGGAGGAGGAGUCCUGGGCUGCGUUCAGCGAGGACCAGAGCGUCGCUCCUCCUGCCGAGAGGAGAGCAGAGGAGGAGGAGGAGGAGGAUGAGGAGGAAGAUGAGGAGUGGCAUGAGAGUGAACUUCCAGCAGUCAGCGAGGAAACGGACCGACAGUCGGCGACGCUGUCGAGCCGCCUGGAGAAGCUGUUUCAGGGCAGCUUCCCUCGGACCGCCGCGCCGCCUGUGGACGACGAGGUGGCGUCCCUCAGGAUCCUGCUGGAGCCGCCGGAGGACAAACCUCAGCCGGGGGCCGAGGAGGAGGAGGAGGCGGAGGAGGAGGCGGCGUUGCCAGGCAACCGGUCUGCGCGGGGCGGCGUGUGGAUGCAGCUUCAGGACGUCCACGAGGCUCUCGGCCUCAGAUACCAGUGGGGGGGCUCCUACUGCAACAAAGCGCUGCUCUGCUGCCUCGGCAUCGACACCCGCAACAUCCUGUUCACGGGGCAGAAGAAGCAGCCGGUCAUCGUGCCCAUGUACGCCGCCAGCCUGGGGAUGCUGGAACCAACCAAAGAGCCUGUGAAGCCCGUCUCUGCAGCGGAGAUGAUCGCCUCUAUAGCCCAGGCGCCUCCAGUGGCUCCGGAGACCAGCUCCUGUCUCUCGGACGCAGUCCAGCAGGAGGCGCUCCCCCCCGUCCAGUUCGACUGGAGCAGCAGUGGCCUUACCAACCCUCUGGACGCGAGCGGAGGCUCGUCUCUGUUAAACCUGGAUUUCUUUGGUCCUGUGGAGGAUUCAGGCUCCAGCAGCUCGCCCUCCAUCCCAGGAGUCGACCCGGAGCUCUACGAGCUGACCACGGCCAAGCUGGACUCGGGCGGCUCGGGCAGCCGCGUGGCGGACGCCUUCGCCCGCCUCAUGUCCACCAUGGAGAAGACCAGCACCUCCACCAGGAAGCCGAGGAAAGAGGAGAACCUGAGCGAGGAGGCGGCCAAAGUGAUCGGCCGUCUGCCCGACCUCUCCUUCAUGCAGGCCAAGGUGCUGAUGUUCCCCGCCACGCUGACGCCACUCAGCUGCCAGGCCGCUGCAGACUGAAGCCCUGCCCCCAAACCUGCCCCCAAACCCGCCCCCUCUGCCCGCUGGCUCCUCCCGCCGACGGGCUCCAUCUUAAGUUUUACUUCACCUUCUUUGUUUUUCUUCUCAUGCUGCAUUUUAGUUCCCUCCCCCCUUCAUAAUUUUUUAUUUUGUUUUAUUUAUUUGCUCUUUUGCUUAUAAACUUUUUUUUUUUUCUUAUAUAUAAAGCGAAGCACCUAUGAUCACAGGAAACAGCGCAGAGAGCUGAGCCGACGACCUGCACACCUAACGGGAAAAAGGAGAUUAAUUAAUUUAUAGAGUGGAUAAUUUAUAGUGGGAGGUGUAGAGGCGUGUGCCGCUCGUAUCUAGAAGAAUCAUCGUGUACAUAAUCAGGGAUUAAAUGUUUAUAUUCCUUUAUUUUUGUUCUGUUUUUAAUUCCGAAUGAUUCUUCGGAUGUUUUUUGCGUCUCUGUGGUGUGUGAAGGAAACACUAGCUGAAGCUCUUUGAAUCGAAAUGAAGUGGAAUAUAUGUAAGCUUAAAUGAAUACAUUUAUAAACAUCUAUGAAAUCUCUCCUCUAUAUAAAUAUAUAUUUAUGGACUUGAAACCACACUGCCUGCAAAAUCCAGCUGAAUGUUUCUGUCCCCUCGUCGUUUGAAGGCCUCAGUUUUCCCCUUCGGUUUUACUCCUUUCUUUAACCGCUCUUUUUUUUAAACGUAACUUAAGCCCCGCCCCCCCCCCCCUCACUGCCGCCGUCUCCGGGAUGCCGGAUGUCUUUGUUUUUGUUUGUCUCCCUCGUUUGUGUGUCCUUUUCUUUUUGAGGUGUGAAAACAAUAAGGGUUUGUUUGUUGUUGUUUUUUUGGUUAAAACCACUGAGACUUAAACGUUUCUGCAGUGAAGGAAUCAAGGGACCAAUGUCUGCUUCACGUGACGGGUUGUGAGCGCCGUUCCUCAUAUGAAGGGCUUUCUGUCGUUGCCGCUCCUAUUUGCUUUGGUUUGUUUUCCCGCUCUUACUGCUGUCGGCCCGUCUCCCAGGAGGAUUUUGCACAUUGUAAAGAUGAAAUGGAUGUAAUCAUAGUUCACUGUGGCUUUAGACUGUACAGUGAAAACUAUGGACUGUAAAAUGUACGGGAAAGUUCCUAUGGAAAAAAACUGAAUCACUUGAAGAGCCUGUCAAAAGGUUAUCGUGCAUGCCCGGGUUCUUUUGAGACUAAGUGUGUAAAUUUUACUUUUAGUGUACACAAGAAAUUAAAAUAGAUAUCUUCUCUG
This is a messenger RNA of Gasterosteus aculeatus aculeatus (three-spined stickleback), 4053 nucleotides long. RefSeq names its product aftiphilin a (gene aftpha). Gene Ontology annotation, cellular component: AP-1 adaptor complex; trans-Golgi network membrane. Gene Ontology annotation, biological process: intracellular transport. NCBI's taxonomy places the organism in Eukaryota, Metazoa, Chordata, Actinopteri, Perciformes, Gasterosteidae. The record is from RefSeq and is a predicted model, not a curated record. Gene Ontology annotation, molecular function: clathrin binding.